This is a messenger RNA of Emiliania huxleyi CCMP1516, 2114 nucleotides long. RefSeq lists its product as hypothetical. The record is from RefSeq and is a predicted model, not a curated record. Gene Ontology annotation, molecular function: aspartic-type endopeptidase activity; nucleotide binding; cadmium ion transmembrane transporter activity. Gene Ontology annotation, biological process: proteolysis. NCBI's taxonomy places the organism in Eukaryota, Haptophyta, Isochrysidales, Noelaerhabdaceae. The coding region runs from base 48 to 2114 and encodes 688 amino acids. The transcript is spliced from 9 exons.
UCUCUCGCACCGACGCCUCGCCGGGCCACUUCGCCACAGUGUUGGUCAUGCUGCGCAGCACCGUCGUCCGCGUGGACCACCUCUGCUGCGGGAUGGAGGCGAAGCUCAUCCGGGACAUGCUCGGUCCGCUCGAGGCGGUGGCCGAGGUCAAGAUCUCUGUCACUGAUCGCCGUGUCAACGUUGAGCAUACAGACGGGCUCGCGCCAGAGUCGAUCGUCGACAUGCUGAACCGGAAGCACCUGGGCGCGUCGCUGCAGGACAAGUCGGUGGUCGAGUCGGUGGGCAGCAGCUUCAACCACGCGGAGAUCGUCCGCCUCACCGUCAACGCGACUCAGAUCGUACUCUUCGCGGCGACCCUCGCGCUGCCGCGCGUCGGCUUCCCAAAGAUGGCGUACGGGCUUGCGUGGGCGUGCGUCGCGAUGAGCGUCGCGCUCUUCCACGAGGCGUACCUCGCGCUGCGGCGUCGCUCGCCAAACGUGGAGCUGAUGAUGGCGAUCGCGGUGGUCGGCGCGCUGGUACAGGGCAACGUGGUCGAGGCCGCCUCGGUCGGCGCGUUGGUCACGCUGAUGGACUUAGUCAAGGUCUGCGCGCUCGAGGCGGUCGGUCGGCGGCUGCGCGGCUCCGUCGUCUCUGAGCCACUCGGCGUCGAGGUGCCCGGGGGCGGGAAAAUGCCCCUGGCAAACCUGGCGGCGGGCAACUUGUACUUUCUGCCCGUGGGCAACGUCUUGCCUGCAAACGGAAGGGGAAAUAGCGUCCUCUCCGGUGCGAUCGUGUCGGCGGGCUACCUACACGUGCGUGCCGAGGCGCCUGUCUCGGGCUCCUUCCAGGGGCGCGUCGCGUCUGCAGUCGAAGAGGCGAAAACGACCCUUUCGGAAAUGGAGGAGCUCGUCGGCAGGUUCCCCACUUGGUACACCCCCACUGUCCUCGGCUUGGCGGUGGCGCUCGGGCUGUACAAGGGCUUCCAGCAAUUUCUGGUCCUGGCGAUCGGGCUCGACAAGACGGGCACUCUGACUACGGGCCACUUUGAGCUCUUGAGGCUGGAGCCUCUGCCCGGGGCGGCGCACACGCGGCAGGUACUGCACCGAUGGGUGGCGGCUGUCGAGGACCAGGACAACCACCCGCUCGCGCGCAGCUUGGUGGCGAGCUACAAGGGCUGCGUCGCCGACUUUGUGGCCUCGGGCGAGAGCCUGCCCGCCACGAGCGGCUACCAGCGGCACGGGCGGGACGGCGUCAGUGCGACGGUCGAGGGGCGGCGGGAGAAGGCGGCGGCCGCCGCCGGAAAGGGCGAGCACGCGGGCGAGCCGCUUCCUGCCGCAGCAGCGGACGCCGCGCAGCGCCUCGCGGCGGAGAUCACGAGCGAGCAGGCCGGCAGCGGCAGCGUGCUCUAUGUGGUUGUGGACGGCGUCGUUGGCGGCGUGAUGCUGCUGGACGACGCUCUCAAGCCGCAGGCGCAGCCGCGUAGUACAGCCAUGCGCGCACACGCCCUAACAACUGCGGCGGCCGCCACCGUGCAGCAGCUGCGAGGCCUCGGCGUGCGCCCGAUCCUGCUGACGGGGGACCGCUCGGCGGCGGCCCGACGCGUGGCGAGAGCCGUCGGCAUCGGCGAAGCGGACACGCACGCGGGCUUGCUGCCGACUGUCAUCGCUUGCCCGAGUAGCACAUUGCAGUUGUUCACUGUGGCUGUGGACCUGGAGCAGAGCAUGCUGCCGAGGGCGGGUCGCGGCCCGUUGGUCGUGGGCUUCGUCGGCGACGGCCUCAACGACUGCCCCGCGCUCGCCAGCGCGCACGUGGGGAUUGUGCUGCAGGAGGUGGGCACGCAGGCGACCGUCGACGCCGCGUCGGCGGUCCUCCAAGUGGACAUCGACCAGCUGCCCGCGGCGGUCACCAUCGCCCGACGCGCGCGCCGACUCGUGCUCACCAACCUCCUGCUCGCUCUCAGCAUCAAUGUGGCUGUCAUCGGCCUCGCGGCGACGUGUGGGCUGCCGCUGUGGCUCUCGGUCCUCUCCGACUCUGGCGGCCUGCUCGUCGUCCUCGCCAACUCUCUCUGGCCGCUCACGUGGCGCGUCGGGCAGGCAGCGCCGCGGGCGCGCCACAACUCCUUUGGGCUGGGAUGA